Molecule: messenger RNA, 525 nt
Organism: Arctia plantaginis
Lineage: Eukaryota; Metazoa; Arthropoda; Insecta; Lepidoptera; Erebidae
Source: the annotation of a GenBank genome assembly
AUGGAUAACAGUGAUACCGUAACUAGGAAAAGGUCAAGAAGAAUUUUGGAGUUAUCUUUUAAGAAUGAUACAUCAAAACCUGAGCCGCAGUCUACAAAAUCACAUUUAUUGUACAGGAAGGUAUUCAAACGUCUUUCUCACACCAGUAGUAUUAACAAGAUUUUUACUAGUCCCCGUUCCGGUCAAACAUUUCACGAAUUGAACCCCGUGGCUUUGUCACUACCGCGCUCAAAUGACACAGAAAUUUUAAACCCUGAUGAAGAUCACAAUUCUGUAAUAGGUUUCUUAUCAAACUUCCUAGAGCACAUUCCACCUAGCAAUAUUUCUGCAGUACCUUAUAACAAUAAUAAGACAGACUUGGGUUUUAGUAAUGAAACAAUUAAAGACCUAAAAGAUGAUACUAAUCGAAAGAUACAGAUUUUGGAAGACAUGAAUAUUAUCACACCGAUUCAUGCAAAUAGCAACACCAAUAGUAUCAGGAAUCUCAUCAUCUCUCCAAGAAAAUUUUGCCUUAAAACCACUUAG